GUAAGGCUGCCGUGGCAGGGUCAUGCUUUCAUUUGUGUGUUGAACAAGCUCAAGCUUACAAGCAGCAGUUGUUUGGCAAAGGAGGCUGCUGGAGGAAUAAAUGCCAGCAUGACUAGGAUCUGAGGAAGCAUCUCCGUAUUCCUACCGAAAGUUCGCGGGUGCAGAGGAGGGGUGCAAGGACAACAGGGACAUUUUGAGCUAAAAUGGAUAUCCCCACCAAUUUGGUGCCGUCCUCCAUGAUGUCGCAACCUGAAGUGAUUGAGUCCACAGCCAUGAGUGAACCACAGUGCUACUACAAUGAAACCAUUGCCUUCUUUUAUAACCGGAGUGGAAAAUAUCUAGCCACUGAAUGGAACACUGUCAGCAAGCUCGUAAUGGGCUUGGGGAUUACCGUCUGCAUCUUCAUCAUGCUGGCCAACCUCUUGGUUAUGGUGGCUAUUUAUGUCAACCGCCGAUUCCACUUUCCUAUUUAUUACUUAAUGGCCAACUUAGCUGCUGCGGACUUUUUUGCAGGGCUGGCCUACUUUUACUUAAUGUUUAACACAGGACCCAACACUAGAAGAUUGACUGUAAGCACCUGGCUUCUCCGUCAGGGUCUCAUUGACACUAGCCUGACGGCUUCUGUAGCCAAUCUGUUGGCCAUCGCUAUCGAGCGGCACAUUACAGUCUUUCGCAUGCAGCUACAUACUCGGAUGAGCAACCGGCGAGUGGUGGUGGUAAUUGUUGUUAUCUGGACUAUGGCCAUCGUAAUGGGCGCCAUACCAAGUGUCGGAUGGAACUGUAUUUGUGAUAUCACUCACUGCUCCAACAUGGCACCGCUCUAUAGUGACUCCUACCUGGUCUUCUGGGCUAUUUUCAACCUGGUCACUUUCGUGGUCAUGGUGGUCCUAUAUGCUCAUAUCUUUGGGUAUGUCCGCCAAAGGACUAUGAGAAUGUCCAGACACAGUUCUGGACCCCGCAGGAAUCGGGACACGAUGAUGAGCCUCCUGAAGACUGUGGUCAUUGUGCUUGGUGCUUUCAUAAUCUGCUGGACCCCGGGAUUAGUCUUGCUGCUCCUCGACGUCUGCUGCCCGCAGUGCAAUGUCCUGGCCUACGAGAAGUUCUUCCUGCUCCUGGCCGAGUUCAACUCCGCCAUGAACCCCAUCAUCUACUCCUACCGGGACAAGGAGAUGAGCGCGACCUUCAAGCAGAUCCUCUGCUGCCAGCGCAGCGACAACGCCAACGGCCCCACCGAAGGCUCGGACCGCUCGGCGUCCUCGCUCAACCACACCAUCCUGGCCGGCGUCCACAGCAAUGACCACUCGGUGGUGUAAAGCCCCCCGCCAGCCAGCCGCACGGCCAACAAAGCCACCCCGGGGAGGUAACCCACUCGUAAAGGUUUUUUUGUUGUUGUUUUUUUUUUUCUUUUUCUCAAACACUAAUGGACUACGAGCGCUUCUCUUCCAGGCAGCCCGGCACAGCAGCUGGUGCCGGGACCGGCCGUGCUGCCAGGCCUUUGCCUUCUGCUCGCAGAAGGUGGGAAGCAGACGCCUUGCAGCCACGCUCACCCCUGAGAAGCCUCGCUGAGACUUCGUCGGCCCUCGCGGCGUCUUGGUGCCAGUCUGAAUCAACUCUGAUUAAUUAAGCUUAUACCUGCUUCACUGCAUUUACAUGUAGCCACUUAGUCUUUUUAAAAAGGGAGUAAAGGGGAUAAAAGUAUGCCUUUCAUUUAAUAGACAUGUAAUAUUUAUCACCAUCAGCAUGCUUUUGAUGAACAUUUUCUGUGCAGGGAGUAAAACUGUGCUCUAGUCUUUGUAUCCUUAGCCACACUGCCGUAACUACAGUAAAAACAAAAGUAUUUUUUCUAAUACAGGCAACAGGAAGAUGAUGGAAACUGACUCUUCCUACCUUCGUUACUGGUGUUAGAGAGCAUGCAUGUUCUGUGUGUAUGCAGAUUGUUUUAAUUAUGGGAAGAAAAAAAAAAGCUUGUUGUAAAGUCUGCAGGAAAGUAGAAAAGCAUAGACUGUAUUCCAGUGUUUGUUUAGAUUAUGAAAUAAACAAUACUCUAGUCACAAGGUAUUUAAUGUUCUUCUUUGAAGUGUGGUAUGAAAUGUGUAACAUGUGAGGGGUCCCAAGUUUUUCAGGGUCAAGUUCUUAAAGUAGGACACAUCUCUAGGGCUCUUCAAGGGCUACAGUCAUGUUGGUAAGUUUAAAAAAAAAAACAAAACACAUAUUUUUGCUGUUGGAAUGCUUUUCUUGUUCAUGAUGGAACGAAAUGGGAUUUUUAACAUGAAAAAAAUAUAUACAUUUUUAAAAAACUUUUCUUCUAAUUAGAAACACAACAACUUCUGUGUUUUGCACUGAGAAAUGUUUGUAGGGUAUCUCCUAAAUUAUUUACCCUGCAUUUCAGAAGCAGUGGGCUGCUAAGAAUGAAGGUACAAUUUUAUUUUGUAAAGUCAAGACCAAAUAUGUCGUAGUCUAUUGCAAAUGACUGAACCAUUCUAUAUAAUAGUCACAUAUGCACAUUGCUAUGAAAAGCUAAGCUGACAGACAGAUACUUUCAUAUGUAGCUGUUUCAAAGAGAAAUGCCACUAAUGUGAAUUUCAAUUCCCAAGAAUCAGUGAUGUUAAUCAAAAUUUCUUGAUGGGAACAAACAUGAGCAAAGAUGGGAUCUUGCAGACAAAGAACUUGGGACCUUCCUCUGGGAAACUGUGUGUUCUCCUAACAAUGUAAAAUAUAUCAACAGUAAAUUUCUAAGACCAUUUUCCUUAUAGUAAUAUGUCUCUAUAGCAAAAAAAAAAAAAAAAAAGUAAAAAAUGUGAGGUGUAUCAGUCAAUGUAAUGUAUUGGAAUGUAACAUACGGGACUAUAUUCUCCCAUGUGGGCAGGGAAGAAAUGGAGAUGAGAGGGUCAGCUUAACUCAAAGCAGAAUUUUUAGCAUCUCUGUUUAAAAUCAUGGGAAAAAGUUGCUCAGAAAAGGCAGUUCCUUGCUGAGAGAGGGAAAAACAGCAAGUGAGCAAAACCUGUCCCCACUAAACACAGUGAGAGUUUUGCCACUGCUUUCAGUAAAACUGAAAUUCACUUGUACUGUUAAGCCAAAUUUGUACAGACACUGUGGAAGGAGGAGUGGGAAGAGGGGAUAAAUGAAGCAUUAUCUGCCAUCUGAUCAAGGUAUCAAAUGUUGCACUUCCUUUGGACAAAGCAGAGGUCUUUAUCUGAUCGUGUUUAAAAGCAAGUGAAUCUAAAGGUUGAUUUGUGUUUUAUUCACGUGACUGUAGUGAGAAAGAGAACAGGCUGUAUGAAAUUUUUCAUGUAAAAGCAUCUGCCUGCAAAGCCACUCAUAAUGUUUCUUGGUGCCUGCAUGAUGGCUGAGCUAGUGCAGGUCAGCAGAAGAAAGGAGAGUGCCUCCAAAGAGAGAGGACAUCUCACAAACACUUUUUUAUUAUUUUUUUCUUAUCUAAAAAGUGCUCCGAGUCACUUUCUUCCCUGAAUCUAGGGAGAGCACUUUUUCCUGUCCCCCGCUUCCUCACUAAAGAGGAGCAUCAUAGACACUUUAUUUUGGGGGUAGUCUUCCUUUUCCCAGUGUCCUUUUAACUGCUGUUUGCAUGUUCUUCACAGAGUCUGUCCUGGAUAAGUUGGGAGGGUGAUGUUAAGAAAUAGCAGUGUUUUGUUCACCCCAGUUUUCUGUGCUGGGAGUGCGCGGUGGUUUUGGAGAAGCAGUGGGUGAAUAACUUAAUGGGGAGCGCGAUCGUUCAUGACAUGCUGGUGGGUCCAGAGACCCGACGUGAAGACAGAUGCCCAAGGAGGCUCUUGUGUACUCGUUACCAUUGCAACAGGUGGCAGGUGCUGCCCAGGUACAUCGAUCAGACGUUCUCCAAGGAGGCACUCGACAAUUCAAGAAGCUGGACCUUUCGAACUCCUAACAGCAGCUAAAUUUCAGCCGUGGGGUAGAUUAAUCCAGGAGCACUUCUGGCAGCAUGGGGCUUUUUUUUCUAGAAGGUGAAGUGCAAUGCUUUAGAUCAAAGGCAACAGGAUGCAAAAGUUGCUUCUAAGAUUCCACUAGAGAAACUAACUGAGCAUGUGGCUGCUGUUUAAAGAUUUAAUUAGUGCUUUGUUUUAUUGACGUGAUCUCCCUAUAUCCUUGAGAAAUCUGAUCUGUGGAUUGAGUGUUUCUUUGCAAGCUAAUGAAAUUAAAGCUGCUGUGAGCAAAGAGAAUAAAAUCAAGAGCUUGGAA
Cygnus olor (mute swan) is the source of this 4212-nucleotide messenger RNA. It is a transcript of the gene LPAR1, whose product is annotated as lysophosphatidic acid receptor 1. Gene Ontology annotation, biological process: phospholipase C-activating G protein-coupled receptor signaling pathway; neurogenesis. The coding region runs from base 204 to 1313 and encodes 369 amino acids. NCBI's taxonomy places the organism in Eukaryota, Metazoa, Chordata, Aves, Anseriformes, Anatidae. Gene Ontology annotation, cellular component: membrane. The transcript is spliced from 4 exons. Gene Ontology annotation, molecular function: lysophosphatidic acid receptor activity. The record is from RefSeq and is a predicted model, not a curated record.